AGAGGAGAAGGAAGGGAGUGAUGAGCUGGGGCCCCACUUGUAGCAGGCCCGUGGAGGGUUCCGUGGUGUGGGCUGUUAACAUGGAGGGGGCUGGAGGACACGGAGUGGAGGGGGGCGUCCUGAAAACUGGGUCCCCGGGCCUGGGGAAAACAGGAGAGCCCCUGGGGGAGACCGAGGCCCUGACAGUGGAGCAGGAGAGGGAGAUGGUACUGGCUUGGAAGGAGCGCAUAGCACAAGAGCUGGACCGUGUGAUGACCUUCUGGACCGAGCACUCGCACGACAAGGAACACGGGGGCUUCUUCACGUGCCUGGGUCAAGAUGGGCAAGUGUACGAUGAUGUCAAGUAUGUGUGGCUGCAGGCCCGUCAGGUGUGGAUGUACUGUCGCCUGUACCGCACUCUGCCGCGCUUCCGCCGCCCCCAGCUCCUGGAAGCAGCCAAAGCAGGGGGCGAAUUUCUGCUGAGGUUCGCAAGGGUAGAGCCCCCUGGAAGGAAGUGUGCGUUCGCUCUCACCCGAGCCGGCCAGCCUGUCAAGGUGCAGAGAACCAUCUUCAGUGAGAGCUUCUAUGCCAUGGCCAUGAAUGAGCUGUGGCGGGUUACUGAGGAGCCGCGCUAUCAGAGCGAAGCGGUGGCAAUGAUGGAGCAGAUUGUGCACUGGGUGCUGGAGGACCCAUCGGGGUUGGGUCGGCCCCAGAUGGCGGGAGCCCCUGCCUCGGAGCCUCUGGCAGUGCCCAUGAUAUUGCUCGGGCUGGUGCUGCAGCUCGGGGAGGCUGAUGAGGAGCUGGCAGGCCGGUACUCCGAGCUGGGUGACUGGUGCGCCCGCAGAAUCCUGCAACAUGUCCAGAGGGAUGGGCAGGUUGUGCUGGAGACCGUGUCAGAGGAUGGCCAGGAGCUCCCAGGCUGCCUGGGGAGACAUCAGAACCCAGGCCACGCACUGGAAGCUGGCUGGUUCCUGCUGGAGUUUGCUCGAAGGAAAGGUGACACUGAACUGCGAGCUCGUGCCAUCACCCAGUUCCUGUGGCUACCAUUCCGGAACGGCUGGGAUGCUGAGCACAGUGGCCUCUUCUACUUCCAGGAUGCCGAUGGCCUCUGCCCAACUCAGCUCGAGUGGGCCAUGAAGCUGUGGUGGCCACACAGUGAAGCCAUGGUGGCCUUCCUCAUGGGCUACGCUGACAGUGGCGAUCCCGCCUUGCUGCGCUGCUUCUGUCAGGUGGCUGAGUACACAUUCCAACGGUUUCGCGAUCCCAAGUACGGGGAGUGGUUUGGCUACUUGACCCAGGAGGGAAAGGUUGCCCUCACCAUCAAGGGGGGUCCUUUUAAAGGCUGUUUCCACGUACCAAGGUGCCUGGCUAUGUGCGAGAAACUACUGGGCGCCCUGCUGAGCCGCCUCAGCCCGGCCUCUGCCCCUGCCCCUACUCAGAGCGCGGGGGCCUCCCCCACUAUCCCCACCCGCGGAGCCACGGAAUAAAGCCAAGUCUGCCUCCA
Suncus etruscus (white-toothed pygmy shrew) is the source of this 1483-nucleotide messenger RNA. RefSeq names its product renin binding protein (gene RENBP). The coding region runs from base 21 to 1466 and encodes 481 amino acids. NCBI's taxonomy places the organism in Eukaryota, Metazoa, Chordata, Mammalia, Eulipotyphla, Soricidae. Gene Ontology annotation, biological process: N-acetylglucosamine metabolic process; N-acetylmannosamine metabolic process; carbohydrate metabolic process. The transcript has 10 exons. The record is from RefSeq and is a predicted model, not a curated record. Gene Ontology annotation, molecular function: peptidase inhibitor activity; N-acylglucosamine 2-epimerase activity.